This is a messenger RNA of Limulus polyphemus (Atlantic horseshoe crab), 1795 nucleotides long. It is a transcript of the gene RIOK1, whose product is annotated as serine/threonine-protein kinase RIO1-like. Gene Ontology annotation, molecular function: protein serine/threonine kinase activity; ATP binding. Gene Ontology annotation, cellular component: cytosol; preribosome, small subunit precursor. The record is from RefSeq and is a predicted model, not a curated record. The coding region runs from base 123 to 1781 and encodes 552 amino acids. Lineage: Eukaryota; Metazoa; Arthropoda; Merostomata; Xiphosura; Limulidae. Gene Ontology annotation, biological process: maturation of SSU-rRNA. The transcript is spliced from 17 exons.
CUUGCUAGAGGGCCAUUCGUCUUUCACAAGUAAACAAGCAGCGCAUGGGAGUUUAGGGCUACAGAAGAAGUUGAGAACACCAUUAUACGGCUGAAGAAAAAAAAGUGGCAUAAACAGAAAAUAUGGCAGAGACUUUAACAGAGAUUUCUGUACAUGGCCAGUUUGAAGAUGCUCUUGAUGAUAAAUCGGCCACAUUUCAAAAGAAGGAUACAUCUACUUCAGAUAUUCAAAUCGAAAACUUAGAUAUCCAAGAUGAUGAUGAUGAUGUGAGUGAGGGAGAGUAUAGUGAUGAAGAGGCAUUUGAUGAAUGGGAAGAACAUAAUUGCUCUGGCAUGAUCAAGCACAGUAAUACCAAGAAACAAGGAUCACAUCUUGGACAGAUGAUGGCAAAUCCAAAUCAACAAAGUGGGAAUAACAAGACAAUGAUGUUUCAGCCUAAUGAGAAACUUUUACAUAAAUAUAUGAACAAAAUUAAUGUUGAAAGAUACGAAGGACCAUCCCUCCCUUCAUCGGCCAUAAACACUCUCACUGAAGCUUACAGAAAAUGUGAAACAGAAAGAAUGAGAGUUAAAGAUAAAAAAGAACGUGCAACUGUGGAACAAGUACUUGAUCCCCGCACCAGAGUGAUCCUCUUUAAGAUGCUGAAUCGACAAAUCAUUGAGCAGGUUAAUGGAUGUAUUAGUACAGGCAAGGAAGCUAAUGUCUAUCAUGCAACAUGUAAAACUGGGAAGGAUAAAGCUGUUAAAAUAUACAAGACUUCAAUCCUGAUCUUUAAGGAUCGGGAUAAAUAUGUCUCGGGAGAAUUUCGGUUUCGACAUGGUUACGCUCGACAUAAUCCCAGAAAAAUGGUCAGGACUUGGGCAGAAAAAGAAAUGAGAAAUUUAUCUCGCAUCUAUUCUGCAGGUUUACCAUGUCCAGAACCAGUGAUGCUUCGAGGCCAUGUUUUAGUGAUGGAUUUCAUUGGAUCCAAUGGAUGGCCUGCUCCUCUGCUCAAAGACGUAGAACUGAGCAACUCCAAGGCCAGGGAACUUUACCUCGAUUGUGUACUGAUGAUGCGAAAGUUCUUUAAGGACUGUAAACUCGUGCACGCUGACUUGAGUGAAUUCAAUCUAUUGUAUCACGAAGGGAAGCUCUGUGUGAUAGACGUCUCCCAGUCUGUAGAGCAAGACCAUCCACGUGCUUUGGAUUUCCUGCGAAAAGAUUGCACUAACGUAACAGAUUUUUUUAGGAAGCAGGGGGUUCCAACCAUGACAGUUAAGGAGUUAUUUGACUUUAUUACUGAUCCCAGCAUUAAUGAAAGCAACAUUGAAGAUUAUCUUGAAAAAGCCCAGGAAAUAGCUAUUAACCGAAGUCUGAAGCAGACAACACAGCAGGAAAAGGUAGAGGAAGAGGUGUUCAAAAAUUCCUACAUCCCUCAGAGGCUGGAUCAGGUGGUUGACUUUGAAAAAGAAAUAAUUGAUAUUCAAACUGGUGAGAAACAGAUCCUCUAUGAUACACUAAUUGGACUCAAACCAGACUUAUCUGGUACAACACAGAAACCUCGACUUUUAGAGUCUUCUGAAAGGGAAGACAUCGAUGAUUCUGAGAAUAGUGACAGUAGCGACGAAGAAACUGAAGAGUCAAAGUUUUCUUCCUCUGCUAGACCUCGAGAUGAAUCACCCAAUAGUAAAAAGGAAAGAAAGAAAGCCAUUAAAGAAGCACAGAAAGAAAAAAGGAUGAAUAAGAUGCCUAAGCAUGUAAAGAAACGGAAAAUUAAACAAGGAAAAAGAAAUAAAAAGUGACUUCUGGAAUUAUA